AUGAGCCCAAACGACAAAAUGGCAGAGAACGCGCCUUGCUUCGACUCAGGCAGCUUUUUCAAGUGGUGGCUCAACCCCAGCAAGAUCUUCCGCACCCCGAACCGCAAGCUGAAAAACACAACGCCUGUCGUCGUGGUGGGCUCAGGCUCACAUAGCGGCGAUGGGACGACGGAGUUUGUGAAGGCGGCAGCGAAGAAGCUCCUCUACUUCUCCUACCGCAACUGCUUCCCCCCCUUGCCGAACAGGUCUACAACGGACACCCGCUGGGGCUGCCUUGUGCGCACCACGCAAAUGCUUGUCGGCAGCUGCCUCCUGCGAUACCACUGCAAAGGCGCCUACGUGCUACCAGAGAGGGACAACGCUGAGCUAAAGGAGAGGAUAUCGCGGCUGUUCAUGGACGUCCCGUCCGCCCCACUUGGGAUCCACAAGGUCGAGGAUGAGGCUCACAAGAACAGUGUCAAGUACGCCAGCAUGCUGUCCCCCACUGAGGCGGGCAUGGCGAUUGCAGCCGCUCUGAUUGCCUUUCACGCACAAGGUGGGGAUGCGCCAUUCACGUUUUGCUGCGAGAACCGCAAUAUUGAUGAAUCGGCGGUGAUGGCGAAGCUCUCGGAGGGCCAGCAUGUUAUUCUUAUUAUCCCUGUAGUCUUGGGCAUUGCACCCAUGUCGGGCCAGUAUGAGCGCAUGCUGCUCAAGAUUCUCGACAUGAAGGCGUGCUGCGGUAUCGCAGGAGGCUUCAAGCAAGCAUCUUUGUACAUGUUUGGUCAUCAGGGCCGCAACGUCUUUUUCAUGGACCCGCACUACGUCCAAAGGGCCUACACCUCUGGCAGGACCGUCGGCACCCUCGAGGGCGCUCGCGGCGACCUGGCGGCGCGCAGAUUUGACCCGUGCAUGGUUCUUGGUUUUUAUCUUCACACCCCGGCGGAUUACUGCGAGUUUGCGGAAGAACUAGCAGUGGUCAAUUCACUCGUGGUGUUUCCACUAAUCAGCUUUGGUCGGUGGCCUCGGGAGGGGACGUCCCCUUCCGACGAUCGCGUCGUUUCUGUGGCGGAGAGCGAGGAGAGCAUUACGCUAUACGAGAAAAAGAAGCCACAGCUAGACCCGAAUCCGCUCGCUGCUGGCGGAGGGCACGCCAGAAGCUCGAACCCGAUCUCUCCUCCGCCGAUCUAG
Leishmania mexicana MHOM/GT/2001/U1103 is the source of this 1167-nucleotide messenger RNA. Its product is annotated as cysteine peptidase, Clan CA, family C54,putative. The coding region runs from base 1 to 1167 and encodes 388 amino acids. Gene Ontology annotation, molecular function: protein-phosphatidylethanolamide deconjugating activity. The transcript has a single exon. The record is from RefSeq and is a predicted model, not a curated record. NCBI's taxonomy places the organism in Eukaryota, Euglenozoa, Kinetoplastea, Trypanosomatida, Trypanosomatidae.